Malaya genurostris is the source of this 3912-nucleotide messenger RNA. Its product is annotated as golgin subfamily A member 2. Bases 287 to 2962 code for a protein of 891 amino acids. Gene Ontology annotation, cellular component: Golgi cis cisterna; Golgi apparatus; cis-Golgi network. The record is from RefSeq and is a predicted model, not a curated record. The transcript is spliced from 4 exons. Lineage: Eukaryota; Metazoa; Arthropoda; Insecta; Diptera; Culicidae. Gene Ontology annotation, biological process: Golgi organization.
UUGCUUCCAACUGAUAAAGUUUAGUGUUGUGUGUAGUCAGACCACAUAUUCACCAAAUUCUGCAAUUAGCUUACCACUCUUGCAACUAAACUUAGCAAGACACUAUCGUCAGCACAAUAACAAUUAGAACUUGACACGUCAGCCUUGUCUAAAGCAAUACCAGUCAAAACAGAAACAAGACUCCGCUAUCAAAAACAGUGCUAACACUGCCAGGGAAACUACUGUCCCUCUUUCUAACGUUAGUUGCGAAUCGCAACAUCCAAACAUUGACAAUGCAAAUCAGAAUAUGUCAGCAGGAGCAGCCCCGGAAGCUUGUAUUUUGCAGUACCCAUCAAACCCGGGAGUUACGAAUUAUUUCAAUAACAACAAUGAUCAGAUUAUACCGGCUUUUUUUGCAAUAGAACCACAGGUAUCUCAGGCUGAAAAUGUACCAAUCAUGGAAGUCAGUGUAAAUAACAUAAAUCGUAUGUCGGAUGAAAUUGGACAACUGAUAGCUAACGCUAGUGCCGAUUUGGGUCCGCAGAAUACUAUACUUGAAUUAGAAUCGGAAAAGGCGGAUCUUGCUAGGUCUUUGAAUAACCAAAAAUUGGAAAAUGAUGAACUUCGUCUGAGAAUUCGGAACUAUCAAUCUUUGGUGGAGGAAUUAAAAAAUGAAAACGAUAAAUUGAAACUGGAAAAUAGCACGAAAGUAACAAGUGAGUUAGGCCCUGUUCAAGAACAGCUGCAAAUCCAAAUUCAAGCCGUUGGAGUAUUGGUAGGAGAAAAAGCAGAUUUGACUGCAACAGUUAGUAAAUACCAAAGUUUGGUCAAACAAAAGAGUACUGAAAAUGAUGAGCUUCAAAAUCGGUUGAAGGCUUCACGUGGGACAGUUCAAAAAUUGGAAAAAGAACUAGAAGCAUUGAAGCAAUCUAGUAAUCGAUUUGGUGAAUUAGAACGUUCUAUCAAAGAUCAAGUAAAUGAGUAUGAGAAUGAAGCCAAUAAGUUCCGUAAACUUUAUGAAGAUCUUCAAGAGGAUUCAGGUGAGCUCAAACAAAAGUUAAAUGUUCGAAAUCAAGAAUUUCAACUGAUACAAAAAGAGUUGGAAAAAACACAAUCAGAUCUUAGACUUUCGAAACUGCGAAUCGAUCAGCUAUCAUCAGAUGAUGAUAUGGAUUUUAACAUGAAAAUCGAGUCACUCAGUCAACAAAAUCUUAUCAAGGCACAGCAAAUCAAAGAUUUGCAGGAGAUCAUUAAACAGGUUGGAAACGAACGGGACCAAAGUAAUCAACAGUAUCAGAAUUAUGUGUUGCAUCUGAAUAAAGAAGUUUCGAAUUUAGCCGACAAAAUUCAAGAGUUGACCAAUGAAAACAACCGCUUGUCAUUGCGUGAGGACAAUUUGGUCCGGCAUAUCGGUGAACUGGAACGACAAAUUCAGCAUCAAUUAACCAAACAAAAGACAUAUGCUGCGCAACAACAGGCGUUUGGAGAAAAUGAACAAAGGGUGGCCAUCGAAAUGGAGCUGAAACAGUUAAUGGAAAAAGUAGCAGUUAUGGAAGCGGAACGUAUCGAAAUUCUGAAGCAUAACGAAUCUGUCGAACAGCUGACGCAAAUGUAUGAAGCUAAACUUAGACAGAACGAAGAGCGCUUAGCUGAGCUUCAACUCACGGUCGAUAGACUACAACUCGAAAAACCAAAUGUAGAAAAACUGAUGAUAGAGCUAGAAAGUGGGAAAGUAGGAGCGUCACGUGCCGUAGCUCAAAAUAUGGACUUGAAAUCACAGUUGGAAGAAAUGCAGAAAGCGUUUGUACAAAUUAGCAACGACAAACUGGAAUUGACCGAGAAACUUCAGACGGAAAUGCACUUAGGCAAAGAAAUGAAAGCUACUUACGGCCAGAUGGAAUCGGAACUAAGGUCAAUCCGCGAAAAACUGCACUACAAGGAUGAGGAAAUGAUUCGACUUGCGCACGAAACAACUGAACUCAAUAAGCAAAUUUAUCAACAGAAUCAAGAGAUCGAUCGACUAAGAUAUUACGAAUCUCGAUCCAACGAUGGUAACGUUCUACAAACCGAAUUGCAGCGAGCGCAAGAACAACUUCACCUUUUACGACAAUCCGAAUCGCCAAAAGAACACAAAUGUAGUCAUAAUUACGGAUCAGACGAACACAAAUAUGAUUACGACCAAGAACAUGCACCUAACCAUGAUCAUGAUCAUAAGCAUGAGCUCGGUCACAAUUCCGACCACGGACAGCAUGAUCUUCGACAUGAAGUUGAUAUUCUAAGACAGGAAAAAGAUGAAUUGGUUAAGGUAAUUAACUUCUUCCAGAGUAGAGUAAAGUCAUACUCCGGUCCCGGUGAAAAUAUUGGGCAUCCAAUUGAUCAGUAUGAUACCGUUAGCGAAGAUGUUUCUGGCGUAAGCCUACCGACUCAUGAAGCCAUGGAAAAGCUGCAGGAACGCUUCAAACGAACUAUGCUGGAAGUGGCAGAACUUUCUGACGAAAAACAACGUCUAGAGCAUCUGGUGAUGCAACUGCAGGGAGAAACUGAAACAAUUGGUGAAUACAUUACACUCUAUCAACAGCAACGACGAUUGCUCAAACAGAAAGACAUGGAACGGGAUCUACAGCUGCAUCAACUAGCUAACGAUCGUGAAGUUAUGAGGCUAAAAUUAAAAGAACUUAAUUACUUAGUUCACCAACUCGUCUUAGAAAAAGGUUCAAAAUCAUCUUCGUCCGUUUCUACACCACUGACAGAUGCCUAUCAUCCCAAUGCACUGCCUCUGGUCGAUUUGCCUACCAACAUGCAGGAAAAGUCUUCUAAUGCAAUAGAAAAUGAAGAACACAACACUACAAAAGUUCACAUACGGCCAACCGAAACGGCCGGCAGAAUAUUGUCUCUUUUGACCGAUAUUAAAGAAGCUAAUAUCCCCUACGGAAGCGGAGUUCAGCAUUGUUCCUGUUGUUCUGGCCGGCUGGAAACGGUUUAGAUACAAUGUGUGUAUGGGAAAAAUAAAUUUGAAUUUUUUUAUUAGAUUUUUUGAAUUUGCGUUCACGAAUAGAAUUUACGUAUCUAAAUUUUCUGCAACAUUUUUGUGUGAUACGUUUAAUACCAACUGUUUUCGAUUGGCUCAUUUAAACUUAUUGUGACGUGCUCCUGCUAUUUUAUCUAGCAACUUAUUUCAUUUGUCGAGAAAUGCUUUACAGUAUAACUGACUAAUUUUUGUAUUGGGAACAAAUUCUAUUUCCAUUAAAGCUACAACUGAUUACCAUAGAAGUUAUUAUUUAUAUUCUUAUUUAUGAUUGUAUUUUGAAACUCUACUUUUUCAACAUUUCAAACAAGCUGAUUGCAUAUUCAAAUUAGCGGUGAUAUCAAGUGAUGUGCGAAUGUACUAUAUCCAAUGAUAUCACGUACCAUAUCACCAUUUUUGCAUACCAUUGUGUUCUUUUGCGGAACUAAGUAUGCAACAGCGCUCUAACCAAACGGAUAACCUAAAAACCAAAGUACAAAACGUUUACUUAGCGGUUUAUGUUGAACAGCAGUACAGCAUAACCUGUUAUGCACUGACGAGUUGAAGACAAAUCGUUAAGAAAAUUAAAAUCGCUGUGUGCCCUAAGCACGACACAAGGUUAAUGAAUUUGUACUGGCUCUAAAAGAUUUAUCGCAACUUUGAAUAGUUUUCUAGAUUAUGGACCCGAAAGACUCGAAUCUACACGAAGGACAGUUUCGUUAACAUGGGCGAUUUGGUCGCAUCUUUCCUAAUCGUCAGUGAUAAAUAUAUCCUGUGUAGUUGUAUACGAUCAUUCAUAUCGCGUGACCACGUGGUGACCGCUUUUAAUCUGUGUAUCUUCACAGUAAUUGUUUGUAGUGUUGUCAUCAUCAUCGUGAAAAAACUAUCAUUCGAUUAUUGGCUUUAUUUAAAUAUAGAGGUGAGAUUUA